AUGUGUCUGAUCGCUAGCAGGUCCACCGAGCUCGCUCUCGUCCACGAGCGGCGGAGGACCGAGCGCCUGUCAAGUGCCAGACGACGCGUCCUCGACGACGACGACGACGACGACGACGACGACGACGACGACGACGACGACGACGACGACGACGACGACGACGACGACGACGACGACGACGACGACGACGACGACGACGACGACGACGACGACGACGACGACGACGACGACGACGACGACGACGACGACGACGACGACGACGACGACGACGACGACGACGACGACGACGACGACGACGACGACGACGACGACGACGACGACGACGACGACGGCGAUGAUGAUUGA
This is a messenger RNA of Metarhizium album ARSEF 1941, 345 nucleotides long. RefSeq lists its product as uncharacterized. The transcript has 2 exons. Lineage: Eukaryota; Fungi; Ascomycota; Sordariomycetes; Hypocreales; Clavicipitaceae. The coding region runs from base 1 to 345 and encodes 114 amino acids. The record is from RefSeq and is a predicted model, not a curated record.